Molecule: messenger RNA, 2800 nt
Organism: Schistocerca gregaria
Lineage: Eukaryota; Metazoa; Arthropoda; Insecta; Orthoptera; Acrididae
Exons: 1
Coding region: 1-2676 (891 amino acids)
Molecular function (GO): ATP binding; RNA binding; RNA helicase activity
Source: RefSeq, a predicted model, not a curated record
AUGACCGUACAGUUAUCAGUUACGAACGGCCAUUCAUCUGAGACAUCAAAGGUCGAGACUGAAAGUGAAAGUGACAGACCUAGAAAGGUGGAAGUGGAGAGACAGAAUGACUCAGACGGUGUUCAGAAAACUGCUUUAAAAGAUGAGGUCAACCAAGUGCAUGUGGCGCUGCAUAUGAGAAGCCAUCAUACUCCGGAAAAAAAAGACUCGAGUCUACUAGAAGAUAAAAAAUUUAAGCCUACAGGUCUGGCUGAUACACCUCAAGCUGAAGUCUCUAAAAAGAAAAGCGGUUCGGAGGCGGAUGCAUCCUCUGACACAAAGAAAAAUGAAGAUGAAUACGAUCCUCUGGAUGUAUUCAUGGCGCAAAUAGAUGGCGAGGUCAAUAAGUUAAAGCAGGAAAGUAUUGACAAAGCAAGAAUAGAGAUGAUUUCAUCAAGUUUGAAUGACGCCUCUUCUGCUUCGAAUAAAAAUGCACAGGUUGAUACGGACUUAGAAGAAGAAGAGGAGACUUUUGACGAGGCCCAAGACAACGAUGACAUCCAAAAGCUGACAAAAAUUUCGACAAAAAAAAUGCUUGAGCCUGUAGAUCAUAGCAAGAUUAAUUAUGCAGAAUUUAGAAAGGCAUUUUACGUUGAAGUUCCAGAGAUAGCCAGUAUGACGAAUGAAGAAGUGCAGCUUUAUCAGGAGCAAUUAGAAGGGAUAAGAAUUCGAGGGCGAGCAUGUCCGAGACCUAUUAAAACCUUUGCUCAGGCUGGUCUUGCUACCAAGUUACUAGACCGUUUAAAAAAAUUCAAAUAUGAAAAACCAACACCGAUUCAAGCCCAGGCCUUGCCGGCUAUCAUGAGCGGACGGGACGUCAUAGGAAUAGCGAAAACAGGCUCGGGAAAGACCCUCGCAUUUUUACUUCCGAUGUUUCGUCAUAUUCUAGAUCAGCCAGACCUUCAGCCAGGGGAUGGUCCCAUAGGGCUGAUCAUUGCUCCAACGAGGGAGCUGGCGACUCAAAUAAAUACGGAUAUUAGGGAGUUUCAGAGCGCGACGGGAAUAACGAGUUGCUGCGCUUACGGGGGAGCCGGAAUUGGACAACAAAUCAGUGACCUCAAAAGAGGGGUGCACGUCGUAGUCUGCACUCCAGGUCGAAUGAUUGAGCUUUUAUGUACAAAUAAGGGACGAGUGACAAAUCUGCAUCGCGUGACAUAUUUAGUAUUAGAUGAAGCUGACAGAAUGUUCGACCUUGGCUUUGAGCAGCAGAUUUUGCGAAUUGUAAACAACAUUCGACCCGACCGACAAACAGUGGUUUUCUCAGCGACGUUUCCUCGUCAGGUGGAGGUCGCGGCGAGGCGAAUUCUUACAAACCCGCUAGAGAUCACCGUUUAUGGACGAAAUACUGUUUCUAAUACAAUAGAACAGAUUAUAGAAGUCAGAGAGCACAGCGCCAAGUUCAGAAGACUUAUGGAUCUCAUCAGUGAUUGGUAUGACAAGGGCAGUAUACUCAUAUUUGCGGAUAGACAGGAAUCGGUCGAUGCGCUCUUUCACAACUUGAUCAAAUCCGGGUACAAUUGUAUGUCUUUUCACAGCGGCAAAGAACAAAUGGAUCGAGAUGAAGCUAUUCAGGCGUUCAAAAAUGGGACGAUCAAAAUUCUCAUCGCGACAUCCGCUGCUUCGAGAGGUCUGGACGUUCCUAAUCUCCGCUUGGUUAUAAACUAUGAUGUACCCAAUCACUUGGAGGAUUACGUUCAUCGAGUAGGACGCACAGGAAGGGCCGGUAAGCCAGGAACGGCGGUUACGUUCAUUGACCCCGUUGCAGAGGAGCAAUAUGCGGGGGACCUUGUUCGAGCUUUGAAAGAUGCGAACAAUCCAAUUCCACCAGAGCUGGAUCAACUGGCCAAGAAUUUUGAAGAAAAGAUGAAAAAAGGGCUAGCCAAGAGACAUCGAUCAGGAUUCGACACAGGAAAAGGGUUCUCGUUUACUGAAGAAGAGGACAAGCUGCGCAAAGCAGCUCAAUAUACGUCUCAGAAGCACUUUGCUAGCGAGCUUGCCGAAGAUUUGGUUGACACGGACAACGAGGAGGAAGGAGAAGAUGAAGACGGUGUGAAAAUGACAACUAAGAAAGAAGAGGACAAAAAGAGAUUCUCGUCUCCAGGCCAAGCAAUGCCUGGAGGUGUGGGUAGCGGCGGUCACAAGGCAAGCUACGGUAGUGGACAAGGGCAUGCCUCUUCCGGUCAGGCAUACGGCGGAACUGCCGAAGCCGAGAAUAUGAUGCCCGGUUUACGUGCGGCAUCUGCAAAGGUUAAACAAUUACUGGCGUCGAAAAGUGCAUUGGGGAGUUUGGAGGCCGACGGCCAAAGGUUUUCCAAACCAAUCGAAGUUCAUUACGACACGGAGAUUGACAUUAAUGAUUUUCCUCAAAAUGUAAGGUGGAAGGUCACCCACAAAGACGCAUUGGCGGAUAUUAUAGAGUUCACUGGCUGUGCCAUCACAGCGAAGGGAAUAUUCGUCGAGCCGGGAAAGCCAGUUCCGCCAAAUGAACGAAAGCUCUACCUUUCGAUCGAGGGACCGACCCAAGAGGAUGUGAACAAUGCAAGGGCAGAAAUCAAAAGAAUAUUGGAGGAGUCUAUGUCGUCCGUUGCUAUGAGGGGUGAAAGGCCGAUUGGCAGAUAUUCAGUAUUAGAAAAUUGAGGUACAUUGUGGAAUAACGUUUGCAGAGAGGGCAUAGAGACGUGAAAACACGAGGCGAGCAUUUGCAGCAAGGAGGAACCAUCAGUUGCCCAUUCUCACGACAGUUCAGAAAAAUUAGGACGGU